This is a messenger RNA of Funneliformis geosporum, 2331 nucleotides long. The record is from the annotation of a GenBank genome assembly. Lineage: Eukaryota; Fungi; Glomeromycota; Glomeromycetes; Glomerales; Glomeraceae.
AUGUCUGAUUCAACAAAUAACACAAUGGUAUCUUCAAAACACAAUUCAAUACCACAUAUUGCGUCAAGUCGAUUGCUGACUCCUUCCAGUUCGGAACGAUCUGUGUAUGAACUUUUUGAAAUAAUCAAGAAGUUUUUACCUACCUCGUUGUUCGCCUGCAUGUUGAUCACUGUGGUAAUUUUCUUCGUAUUAGCAUUUGUAUUUAAGCCUAGAUGGAUUAGUUUGCAGCUGACCGAAAAAUUUAGAUUGCACAUGGCUGGACCCAUGGUUGGCGACUUUAAAAAGGGGAUAUUAAGUGCGACGGAUGAAAAGGAUGUUCGUCUAUUACAUGACAUGUCAUCUUCGUCCUCAACAUCUUUAUCACCAUCUGUACUACCAACACAUAAUGCAUCACCUGGAUUAUAUAAAAAAACAUCAAGGCGUCCUAGUUCGCGCCAAAAAUCUCAGCCGACUAAUAUACCUGCAAGUUCACUUUCGCCGAUAGAGGAUGAUAUGUCUUCUACGGUUUCUAGUAUUGAUUCACAUAGUGAACAAUCUUCAACGAUAACAGAACAAGAUGAGAUAAAAACUAGUGUGACGAUAAAUGUUGCUGAUACAUUAAAUUCACGUACUGUUCCAUCUUCUGUUGACGCUUGUCAAGAGAAUAAAGACAAAAUCGAUAAUAAUGCUCUUGAUCCAAAUUCUAGUGAUAAAAUUGAACAUAAAAUUGAAAAAUUAGAAACGGAUCAAGGUUUUAUUCAAGACGAUAAUAUUAGUUCUUGGACUGAAUCACAAAGCACUCCAACGGCAAUUUCAAAUAGAGAUUAUAAAAGUAGACGUCUAACCGCAGAUAUUAAAUUUUCAGAGUCGUCUUUACCAUCUACAAAUAAUGGGUCUCCUAAGUUACAACAAAAGAAUUCUAAUUCACCUAUGAAAGGAUAUCGAAAACAUAAUAUUCGUAAUAAAGAUCAAGAAAGCGAUGGAGAAAUUGAUAGUAUUAUUUCAGAUGAUCAUUCUGAACAAAGCUUGAUUCAACAGACAGGACCUAUCGUACAGAAACAUGUGCAAUGUUCCACUCAAGAAGAAACCUUCGUUAAAACUGGAAAUAGAAGACGCAGGAGAAGGAGAGGAUCUAAGAAUAAUCAAUUAAAAACACAGCAAAAUCAACAAACACAAAUUUCAGAUCAACGUUCCUUAAAGCAGGAACAACCGAUAUCGCAAAAACAAGAUGUUUCCUCCUCAGAGAUGUCUAAAUCACGUCAUCAUCAUUCGAAUGAGAUACCGAGGUCUCGUCAGGUCGUUGAAAAGCCUAAAGCAGUGGAUUAUGACAUUUGGGAAAGACAUUCCCAUCAACAUACCGAAUCUCAUCAACCAUCGCGCUCUGAUCAAUCAGCGUAUUUCUUACAAUCUAACAAGCGCAAUGGCCAAAUAUAUAAUCCUGAAACCCUGAAUGGUACUGCGAUUCCAGCAAAAGCAACGCUCUCCGAAUCAAAUAGAAAAUCUGCAGGUUUCUCACGGGCGGAUGUACAUUUGAAGCAAAAUGUCUUAACGACACCAUCUGUUUCUUCUUCCAAUGUUCCUAUAUCGCGUUAUACCACUUAUGCUGAUGUGAUUUCCCCUCAAAAUCGACCAUCUGCAAUCACUAAUGGUCUUUCUCGUUCUAAUACCUCGAGAUUAUCCAACGGAAAUGACAUCAUGACACCGGUGCCUGCAGCUUCCAUGAAUAACGCAAUCAAUUCCCAAUGGUAUUCUCCUUUCGUAUCGGGUCUUUCAAUUCAGCUUACUCCACCAGCGUCUCCUCAGAAUAUGCAUCGUCAAUUGCCUCAUACCACCAAUACAUCAAAUUCUAUGUAUUCUUCUAAGCAAUCUCAUGAUCGUAGCCGAAAUGUGAUUGCACCGCCGCCUCCAAUUUCUGCACCAAAUAGUGUAUCUUCACUUUCCUCAUCUCCAUCCUCUUCAUUAUCAAUAUUCUCCUCAUCUCCUUUUUCUUCACUUUCCAACUCUUUUUCUAAUCAGAACCAAAAUAAUGUUAUUACUUCACCUAUCAAUUCAUCAUUUAGAGAAUCCAUUUUUGGAAGAAAACAUCCUGUUCAGGAUCAAGAGAAAGGUGAAUUAUCUGAUGAUGCAGAUGAUUCUGAAUGUUGGAAUAAAAUAACGGGAAUAUCAGAUUUGAAAAAUCAGAGGAAUACGUGGGUAGGACAAAAUAAAACUUCUUUGCGUAUUAAAAAAGGAGAAUUUGGCGAGGAAACAAAAAGUAAGAGUAUCAACGAAAAUCGUGAGCAACAACAGUCUCAACAGCAAUUUUCGUUAUUUGAUAAGCGAUUCUCUUUCAUGUAUCCACCCAAAUCUUAA